UUUUUUUUCAGUGUCUUUACAUUCUACCACGUCACUAUAACGCAUCUAUACCAGAAAAAAAUACAUCACUCUUGUUUCGUUAAACAUUCUACAUUGGUUAAUGAUAACGUUUUUGUUUCCUCUCAGGUUCUUUUAACGGUGGAAGUUGUUGAGAUUUAGCUUUUUCUUCAACUUCAAUUUUGGACUCUGCUAAAGCUCCAUGGGAGACGUGGCUAAGGAUCUUGCAGCCGGUACUGUUGGAGGGGCUGCACAACUAGUAUGCGGACAUCCCUUUGACACCAUCAAGGUCAAACUCCAAAGCCAGCCUACACCACUCCCUGGUCAGCUUCCCAAGUAUGCCGGUGCAUUUGAUGCCGUCAGGCAGACAAUAGCAGCCGAAGGUGCAGGUGGUUUAUUCAAAGGAAUGGGCGCCCCACUCGCUACGGUAGCAGCCUUCAAUGCUGUCUUGUUUACAGUAAGGGGGCAGAUGGAAUCAUUAUUGAGGUCAAAUCCAGGUGCCCCCCUCACAGUAAGUCAGCAGUUUGUUUGUGGAGCUGGAGCUGGCUUUGCCGUUUCCUUUCUUGCUUGCCCAACUGAAUUAAUCAAAUGCAGGUUGCAGGCACAAAGUGCACUAGCUGGAACAGGAGGAGCAGCUGUGGCCGUUAAAUAUGGCGGACCAAUGGAUGUGGCCAGGCAAGUUCUUCGGUCAGAGGGGGGCGUGAGAGGUCUUUUCAAAGGCUUGAUUCCAACAAUGGGACGCGAGAUACCUGGAAACGCGAUAAUGUUUGGCGUAUACGAAGCAAUAAAGCAACGGAUUGCAGGAGGCACCGAUACCUCUGGUCUAAGCAGAGGCUCGCUGAUUGUUGCGGGAGGUUUGGCAGGUGGUUCCUUCUGGUUCCUUGUUUACCCGACCGAUGUUAUUAAAAGUGUGCUUCAAGUAGAUGAUCAUAAGAACCCAAAAUUCUCUGGUUCAUUGGAUGCUUUCAGAAAGAUUAAAUCCUCAGAGGGAUUCAAAGGGCUGUAUAAGGGUUUUGGUCCUGCAAUGGGCAGAAGUAUUCCUGCAAAUGCAGCAUGCUUCUUGGCAUAUGAGAUGACAAGAUCAGCUUUAGGAUGAUCAAAUGCUCAUGUUUCUUUCAUUACCCUUUUGUUCCCAAAACUUUUUCAUUCCAUCAAUUACCAUAUGGCUACACAUGCUUGUCUUUUGUUAUUGCUUCAAUAAAAAGUAGUCAUUCUUUAA
Messenger RNA from Vicia villosa (hairy vetch), 1216 nucleotides. RefSeq names its product mitochondrial carnitine/acylcarnitine carrier-like protein. The coding region runs from base 200 to 1093 and encodes 297 amino acids. The record is from RefSeq and is a predicted model, not a curated record. Gene Ontology annotation, molecular function: L-ornithine transmembrane transporter activity. NCBI's taxonomy places the organism in Eukaryota, Viridiplantae, Streptophyta, Magnoliopsida, Fabales, Fabaceae. The transcript has 3 exons. Gene Ontology annotation, biological process: mitochondrial L-ornithine transmembrane transport.